Messenger RNA from Symbiodinium natans, 5592 nucleotides. The record is from the annotation of a GenBank genome assembly. NCBI's taxonomy places the organism in Eukaryota, Dinophyceae, Suessiales, Symbiodiniaceae.
AUGUCUUCGCUUGAGAAAAGCCCAGAGCGCCCUGACGCUAAUGGAUCAGGUCAUGUCAUCUUUGAGACGCAUCGAGGCAGCUUUGACCGCUUGGGAGAUGAUUUCCCCCAAAAUCACGGAUCAUUCACGGAAGAGUUGGAUGCCAUCGAUGAAUUCCAGGUCCCAUCUCCAUCGUCUUUCUUCCAAGACAAGCAUGAUGGUUCCGAGGGUGUGAGUGCCAAUUCUCGAGCCAGAGAAGCUAUAUGGUACGAGCAGGUUGCUGACACGCCAUCAGAAUGCCAAGACGACCUUGUGCAUGAGCCUACACCUAAAGCCCGCAAGACUAUGGCUACGCAGAGCAAGGAAUCCAGCCAGUUGCCUCUGCCUGUUUCGCAAGCAUUGUACGAGGAGAAGCGCAAGCCUAUCAUGAAGUUUCCUUGGGAACAAGGAUUUGGAGCCGCAGUGUUUCAAGGUCCUCGCCACAAUCUCCAGUAUCCAUUCGCAUUGUCUUUUCUUGGACGCGCAGAGUCGACUGCAGAUCUUGUUGCUCACCGCGAUGGUUCAGCUGGGGCUUUUGAAUGGGUUGUGCAAAAUCAGCAGAGAGCCAAGCGCCUUUAUGCCACCAGGAUGGCCAAGUCCGACGAUCAGCUGCGUCUCGCUGCCUUGACUAGAUUGCGCAACAUUAUCCUCUUCGAACCCAGCGACUCCAAGCUAGGUCGUUCCUUACUGGAGGCUAGUGGGUGCAUCAUCCCGGCACCGAAGCUUGCAUCUAUCUUGUCUGACGUAUAUGCAAGCAAAGCAACGGCUACCUUGUGCAAGCGCUCGUGUGACUUCAUGCGCUUCUCUGUUUGGCAGGUGCAAUCCAACGGAGGUCGCCCGUUAGCCCCCACCGAGCAGCAUAUGUAUGACUAUAUCUGUCAUCUUCGUGAUCAAAAGGCCGCGCCUACUGCUGCAGGGGCCUUUGUGUCGUCUUGGAGGUUUAUGCACUUCACCGCUGUGACCAACAGCACUGAUUGCAUUUCUCCUCGUGUCGAAGGAGGCGCCCACAACUGCUACAUGGAGAAACGGCCCUUGCAGCAGGCCCCAGCACUGAAAGUUUGGCUAGUAAAAUCCCUCGAGAAGGCAGUCUUCGAUGGAUCGGUGAUCCACUCCAUCAUCGCUGGGUUCUGCCUUUUUUGCCUCUUUUCUUGCGCUCGAUGGAGCGACGCCGCCAAGGCUCGAAGCUUGUCUAUUGAUGUUUCGGGAUCUGUGUUCUUGAUCGAGGCUCUGAUGCUCGGGCACAAAACCGCGAAGAAACAGGCUGAUCGGCGCACAUUGAUGCCCCUGAUUGCUCUAGGGCAUACCUUCAGCAGUCAGCCAUGGGCCGAAGCGUGGCUGAAGUCACGUCGGAUCGCUGGCCUCGAAGACGAGCACUUGUUGAUGCCAGCCUGUGAUGAGAUGGCUGAAUGCUUUCUUGAGAGGCAUAUGACGGCUGCUGAAGGUGGUGCCUGGUUGCAGGAAAUCUUAUCCUCCAGACAUCCUGACUUCCAAGACAUCAAACUUUACACGACGCAUAGCCUCAAGGCCACGCCCUUGUCAUGGGCUACCAAAUCGAAUCACUUCACCGAUGAAGCAAUGCCAGUCACCUAUGGCCGCGAUGUGAUGGCCCCAGUACUCGGCAAGUUGCAACACCUCGUCCACCAAAUCCGCCAGGGCGACUUCGACCCUGAUGCCAGUCGUGCCAGCCGUGUGGCGCAAAUUGCCGCGGACUUGACGCGCGAGGAUGCAGCCAAAGCACUUCAACGCUUUGACGAGUCCGAGGUUUCUGACGUUGACCUCGAGGACCAUGAUGAUCUCCAACACCAAUCCUGCCUGGUGCCAGCUUCUACUGAAGGGCUGAAAGAACCAGAGAUCGGGAAAUAUGUCCAGCAUUGCAUUUCAUCCAUUGUACAUGCUGUUUCUGCGAGCCCCGCUACUCUCAAGUGCGGGAGGCCUCUCAGUCACAACUACUAUGCCAUUUCUUAUGACCCCCAUGAGCCGCGUGACUUCAUCCUGUGCGAACAGUGCCGGGGCACGCGAAGCCUGGGAGAGUCAGUAUGUCUGCCUCAUCUUCAGCCCGCCGAAGCUGCGCGUGUGGAAGCAGCCAAUGCUGUUUACCGGACUUGUGUUUCCUGCCUCCAUCAAGCUUGGCUCCUGGGCGCCACUGUUUCAAUCGAGAACCCCGACACAGCCUGGACCUGGGCUGCUCUUGCCCUUUUGGUCAAGCAGUUCGCCGCUGAGCAUUCCUGCCCUGGGUUUGCUGAUUGGUACUUUGGCCUUGAAGACAUUCGUUUUGACAUGUGCAUGCAUGGCGGCGACCGCCCUAAGGCGACUCGUUUCCGUGCCACCCCAUCCAUUUUCAGCUCUCUUGCAAUCAGAUGCGACCAGUCCCAUGCCCAUCGCCCUUGGUCCGUCCAGAAAGAGGGUCACCGUUGGCUGUUCGACACUGCUGCCGCUGCCCAGUACCCUUCUCUCUUGUGUCAGCGCACCGUUGAUGCCAUCUCCGCGGGUCUCGCCCCCCAGUUCCUGCAGGAGACCACGCAGGCUUUUCGUCUCUCCUCCUUGGCUUCCAUUGGUGUCCAAAAGCCCAGGCAUGUGGCCCUCAUUCCCGAGUUCAAGGCCAAGGUAUGGGCAUCCGAGCCGCCUGACCCUGAUGCCAAGCCCCUCCCACAUGUCACAUGCAGUCAGUGCAGUCAGUCUCAAGCCCAGGACCUUGGCGCUCCGUGCUGGCCUGUGCCUUUGAUGUCCCCUGAGGGCCUCCCGUGCCCUUGCUUGCUGUCCUCGCCCCCCCACGAGCGCUUGGCAUGGUCGCUCGUGCAAUCGGGUGAGGCUUCGCGUGACGACUUGACUACGCUUUGUCAUUUACUCCCGUCCGAUCCCGCUUCCCGCCGCAACCGCCAAGCCGAAGGCGUUGCUUGGACAUGCGGUGCCUACACUUUCUCUGGUGACGUCGGUCUGCAUCGUUCCGUGCGUACCAGCCCUUGGACGUGUCUUGUCUUGGCCGCUGUGGUCUCUCACUUUGCUCCAGGAGCCAUGUGCACGUCCAUUGCUGUCUUUUGCGACAUGGCCAGCCCCGUACAUUGUGAUCGACUUAACGACCACAGAUUCUUUAACGUCUUGGUCCCUCUCAGCGAUUUCCAAGACGGCGAUGUCUGGGUCAGCUCUUCUUCCGGUGUGCACCCGGCCCCAGACGGGUCGGGGGUCAUGGGUGAACUCAUCCCUGUUUCCGCAGGACCUUGUUUGCUCCGCACCUCUGUGCCCCAUGCUGUCAUGCCAUGGCGCGGUAGUCGCAUCGUCUUGGCAGCUUUUGUGGUGUCCUCAUGGCCCCGGUUGCCCCCGAAAGACCUUGCUUCUUUGCAACAGCUUCACUUCCCGUGGCCCAGUUUGCACUGCUCUGCCUCCAAUGCCGCGUGGGAAGAAGGAGUUGGAGGCCUCAUCUACAAGGCAGCAAACAGUGUCAAGCCGCAAGCGUGGGGCGUGUACUAUACGCCAGAAGAGCACCUAGGAUGCGCCAUCAACUUGCCACACCCCAUCGAUAAGGCGUGCUCUGUUCCAGACAUACUCAGAAGGGCAGUGUUCGAUCUCGCAACUGUUGGCUGCAAAGAAAUGCACAAAAGGCGUCUUGCCAAACUCGAGGAAAUCAAGGACAGAGCAUCCUAUCGUCAGAUGCAGGAAGGGCACCCCAUCACCAAGGGAAAGAGGUUAGCUUUGUUCAGGGAGCUUUUGGUUGAGUCAGGUUUCCCCGACUUGAGUGUGUGUGACUUCAUGGAAGAGGGUGUCAGCUUGGUGGGCGCAGAGCCCGAUUCCCCUCUCUUCAGCAUAAGGCCUAAACCAAUGACCAUGACCCCUGAGCAGCUUGAUUCGCAGUCCGUAUGGCGCAGAAGGGCGCUUUUAUCGUCCCCGCCUCAGCAAUUGGAGCCUGAAGAGCUCAUGAUGCUCAAUGAUGAGACAGAAGCUGAGUGCAAGGCUGGCUUCCUCGAGGGCCCCUUUGGCUCCGAAGCAGAAGUGUCAUCUCGCCUCGGCACAGAUCAGUGGUCUCCUAGUCAAAGGUUUUUGCUCCUUCAGGGAGAAGACCAGAAGCCAAGGGUCAUCGACAACUUGCGUGAUUCGGGCGUGAACGCUGCGUUCGGUUCCAGCUCAUACCUGUCAAUGCACGACUGCGACUUUGUGACGAGCUUGUGCCUUUUCGUCUCCAAGGUUUGGGCCAACAGGUCUGAAGUAUCGGUCACUCUUGAGACGGGCGAAGUCUUAAGGGGGCCGUGGCACAGUGACUUUGCUGACUCCAAGUGCGAAUGGGUCGGGCGAUGUUUCGACUUGUCAAAGGCCUACAAGCAGGUACCCAUCAAGGACGCAAUGCCUUCCAGAACAGGUUCUUGGGCCUUUUAUCUUGCAAGGGGUUUGCCUUUCGGAGGUUCUGGAUCUGUGUUUUCUUUUUGCAAGGUAUCCAAGGCUAUAUGGCACCUGGCCGUGACGCAGCUUUCCAUCAUCACCAGUGUAUACGUUGAUGACUUUCCAACUCUUGAAGUCGGCCCUCUCGCCUCAAGCACGACCCAUGUGUUCUCAGAUCUCUUGGAUAUCUUGGGGUGGGCUCAUGCCACCUCUGGAAAGAAAGCUGUUGACUUCCAACAGAAGUGGUGCGCCUUGGGAGCACAGUUCGAUGUAUCACGUUUGCAUGAGGGGUCCGUGCAGGUGUCCAACAAGCCCGGCAGGCUUGAGCGCAUUCUUUCCAUGGCUGAGACUAUGGAGGCCCCUGAAGCAAAUGUCAAGCAGACUGCAGAGUCACUCCAUGGCCUACUCAACUUCGCAGGGGGGUUUGUUCUAGGACACGCCUUCAAGCCGGUGGCCAAACUGUACUCUGCAUUGGCCGUGUCCCCAUCGUCAGCAGAGCCUGAGAGUUUACGCGAAAGUCGCAUGCUGCUCCAGUCCGUGGUGCAAACUUGCAAGCCAAGGGUUUUCAGCAUCCACUCCCCUGGCGCCCCCCUUGUUCUCUACACCGAUGGUUCUUUCGAAAAGGGUAAGGGCUCCUGGGGUUGCUUACUGGUUGACCCCGCGUCAGGGCGCAAAGCUGUUCUCCAUGGCCAUGUUCCCAAUCGCAUCAUUUCAUACUGGGCCCGAGUUGCUGGCCAGCAGGUGAUCUGUGAGAUCGAGCUGCUGGCCGUCGUAUGUGCCAGGUGGGCAUUCGGGGGCGCUUUCAAGUCCAGGCUGGGCUUUGUGUUCGUUGACAACGAAUCUGCACGCAUGACACUCAUCAAGCGAUGCAGCCCAGCCUUAGCGAUGUUCCGGUUGAUUGCGGCGAUGAGCGCCAUUGAUGCCGUCCAUUCGUUCGGCGCAUGGUACGAAAGGGUCCCGUCAAAGAGCAACCCUGCAGACCCCCCGUCAAGGGGACUGAUCAGCGCGAUCUGUGAGAAGCUCUCAGCUUGUGACGAGGGAUGCUUCGAGAUCCCUCCUGAACUUGAGAAGUUCAUCCUCAGCGACACCUUCGAAAAGAGUUUGCUCGACGAUCUUGUCUCUGCGUACCAACGGAGGGCGCAGCAGCAUGACAUGAAGGGGGGAAACGAGAUGCUGCUGAGCAACAGCGGACAGGUGAGAGGAUGA